AUGAGUAUAAGAAGUACUUUGGAUGCCAUUGUGGUAGCAUUAGAAAAGUCCAAGGUAAAGGAACCCGUUCAAAAGGAAACACCUGCUGCUACUACCGAUGCAUUCAUCUCAAUUGAUAGUAGACCUAAAUAUCACAGAGGGAAGAGGAUAUCAGGCUUCACACCACAUAAUAAACUGUCGUCGCAGCCGCGAAACUACAACAAGAGAAGAAAUGCUAAUCCUGUGACUGAUAAAGGUGCGAAGAAACCUAAAUUAAGUUGUAUUUUUUGCGCUGGACCACACUUCAAUGACGAGUGCACCUCGGUAAAGACAAUAGAAGACAGGAAAAAGAACUUAGUGAACCGAUGUUACGGUUGCUUAAAGAAAGGGCAUUGGGCACCCGAAUGUAAGAGACACAAGCAGUGUUUCCACUGUAAAGGCAAGCAUAAUCGUGCCCUAUGCCCAAAGCGAGAACCUGCAGAUGUGCCUACUAACUAUGGCCUAGCAUAUGGCAGGCUCAAGGGAUUAGUGCAACGACUGGAUAAGCCUACACUACAAGAAUAUAACGAGAUACUGAUGGAACAACUUAAGGCUGAGAUAAUAGAAGUUGUUCAAAAAGAUAGUGAGUUGCUAAAAAAGGUAGCGAACAAGUGUUAUGUUGAUAAUGUUGUGACUGGCACUAACACUUCAGAAGAGGCUGUCCAAUUAUAUGAUGAAACCAGAAAAACAUUUGAAGAACUCUCAAUGAACCUAAGAGACUGGACAUCAAAUGAUGAAUCUUUUACACAGACUGUACCUGAACAAUAUAGAGCAAAAGAGACAAACGAAAUAAAAGUUCUAGGCCUGCUGUGGAAUAAAAAAGAAGAUGUGCUUACAUUGAACAUAAAUAAAGAAGUUUUUACCGAUGGACCCUCAGAAGAAGUGACAAAAAGGGAAGUCCUAAGAAUAUUGGCAUCAGUAUAUGAUCCAUGUGGCAUAGUCUCUCCAUUACUCGUGCCAAUCAAACUGUUUCUACAGGAAUUAUGGAGAAAUGACUAUAAAUGGGACUCGCCACUGUCACAGGAACUAUUACAAAAGUGGAAGAAAAUUGAAAGUAACCUAGGGGAUAUAAAAGAGGUUAAAAUACCACGAUAUGUUGAAACCAAUGUCAGUGAAGGAUCUGAAAAUGAAUUACAUUGCUUUGCAGACGCUGCUAAAGACUCUUACGCAGCAGUAGUAUAUUUAAGAUCAAGCAAUGGUUCCGAAGUAAAGACAUCCUUUUUAUUAUCAAAAGGUAGAGUUGCACCAUUGGAAAAGAAAAAUAAAAAUGGGAAGAAGAAUGAAAGAAAACUCACUAUUCCACAACUGGAAUUACUCGGAUGUGUAAUCGGAAACCGUUUAUUGACAUACCUGAAAGAGACCAUAGAGUUACCCAUUGAUAGACAAUACUUAUGGACAGACAGCUUAGUGGUUCUCAACUGGAUUCACUCGAAUAAGCUUCUACCACCUUUCAUAGCCAACAGAAUAGAAGAGAUAAAGAGAAAUGUUGGACUAGAGACAUGCUAUGUAAAUACGAAAGAGAAUCCAGCUGAUAUUGCAACCCGACCUGAGCUCUGGAUGCAGAAGAAAAAUGUAUGGCUAGAAGGACCAUCUUUCUUAGCUAAAAGAAAGGAUGAAUGGCCGAAAGAUAUCCACCUCGCUAGCCACCAAAACCUAGCUUCCUUUCCUGCUGUAGUGGAGGGUCUGAAGGAACAGUCUUCAAAUAAUGACAUGUCUGUAGAACCUUCAGAUAAUGACAUACAGGUGGAACUUUCACAGAAUUACAUACCUGUGGAACCUGUUAAUGAUGAUGAUCCAAGGCCCAACCAGUGUGAAGUAAGAUCUCAGGUUCAGGAGAUAAAAAACCUGCAACAAAGAUUCUUUCCCGAUGAAAUAAAAGGCAAAAUGACGAACCUUAGUAGAAGUCUUGGACUAUUUACAGAUGUUGACGGACUAUUGAGAUGCAAGGGAAGAAUGAUGCAUGCUAAUUGGUCAUACGACAUGAGGUAUCCGAUUCUAUUACCUAGAGACUGCGAAUUCACAAAGAAAGUGGUACAAGAAAUACAUGAGAAGAAUUACCAUGUAGGAGCACCUCAUACUCUCGACCUAGUUCGUCAACAAUUCUGGAUUCCAAAAGGAAGACCGGUAGUGGAGAAAAUACUAAGAAAAUGUACUCAAUGUGUCAAGCAUGGUGGUGGCCCGUACCCACUGCCUACAACACCGGCCUUACCAGCAGAACGUGCCAAUUAUAGCACACCGUUCACUUAUACUGGAAUUGAUUAUUUUGGACUUGUCUAUGUAGAUACAGAGAAUGGACAGCAAAAGAGAUGGAUAUGUCUUAUGACAUGCUUAGCAGUGAGAGCCAUACACAUGGAAGUCGUUAAGAACUUAACUACAGAUGAGUGUCUUAUGGCUCUGAGGAGGUUUAUGGCUACAAGAGGUGUACCAGUAGCAAUAGUUUCCGACAAUGCACUGUACUUUAAAUUGAGCUCUGAAAUCCUUAAGAGUGAACACUGCGUCAAGAAUAAUAUCAAAUGGAAGUUUAUUCCCCAACUAGCGCCAUGGCAUGGUGCAUUUUAUGAAAGACUAGUGGGGUUAGUGAAGCAUUGUAUGAAGAGAACCUUGGAGAAACUGUUACUUAAUGACACACAACUUCUUACUGUCAUUAAAGAAAUUGAGGCUGUUGUUAACAGUCGGCCUUUGACACGAGUAGGCCCUGACAUGGAUAUAGUUCUUAGACCAUGUGACUUUUUAUCUCUAGGACGGUGUCUAAAUUUGGAGAUCUCAGAGAAUUAUAAACCUGACCAAGCUGACACUCAAGUGAAACAGAACGUCUUAGACAGUUGGAAGAGAAGUCAGAACAUGUUGAACCAUUUCAAGAACAUGUUUAUAAACCAAUAUUUGAUGAGCCUAAGAGAAAGGUAUCAACACAGUCACAAGCAACCAAGAGUAAAAUCACACAAGGAGCCAAAUGUUGGUGAUCUAGUUCAGAUUAAAGGCGAAACUAGCAACAGAAACAACUGGAAGGUUGGCAAGAUUGUCCAAUUGAUAAGAAGUUCUGAUGGAUACUGUAGAGUAGCACAAGUUAAAGUAGGAGACAGUAUCUUCAAACGGUCGAUUGGACACCUAUAUCCUUUAGAAUUGGAACAUUCACCUUCGGCACAGGGACAUGUUGAAACUGUUGAGUCAAGAGAACCUCAAGACAGAGUUCAAAGAUGUAUACCAAGUGAGUCCGACACAAGUCAAACGAUUGAAAUACCAGAGGCAAAUGAGCAAAUUGAGAUUGUAAAGGAGAGUCAAGGAAGUUCAGAGGUAAUACCUAUCCAAUCUAUAGAAGAAGAGAGAGGGAUUAAUGAUGAUUGUCUUAAUGAAAGAGUAUCCACAACACCCUUACAAACAUUACAAGGAGAAACUGAUGAGAUUUCUCACCCAGUGGAAGAUGUAAGCCAUAAGACCGAGAUAGUCAUGCAAGAUGAAAGUCAGCCACGAGAGGAGGUAGUGAGACGAGCCGCAGCGAUACGAGCAAGAGAAAAGAUCGCAGAGUGGACUCGUCAACUUUUCGCUAUUCUAUAA
Molecule: messenger RNA, 3570 nt
Organism: Cydia amplana
Lineage: Eukaryota; Metazoa; Arthropoda; Insecta; Lepidoptera; Tortricidae
Exons: 3
Coding region: 1-3570 (1189 amino acids)
Biological process (GO): DNA integration
Molecular function (GO): nucleic acid binding; zinc ion binding
Source: RefSeq, a predicted model, not a curated record